CCAUUAGUUUAUCAGAGGACGGACUUGGCUAAGCUGUCAGGAAGUUCUUUGUAGAAACAGCUCAGCAACCAGAGACUUUGGGGGAUGUGGGGCUGCCCUGUAACCUCAUACAAGGACGCAAUAUUCGGACUCUAGUACACAACUGGUCCAGUUUGCUAUGUGGCCGCUGCCAUCUGUGUUGAGAGAAAUGCAGUGCCGGCCAGUGUCCUGUGUAGGUUUGCUGGCAAGAAGUGAGAGGCUACUCACAGUGACAGAUAGAUCGCAUUGCCAACCGAGGAGAAACCAUCAUUCACUACACGGCAGAACCUCAAGCAGGGCAAUUCCACACAUAUUUCUCUCCCCCAAGACUCAAGGGCCAUUUUGGAGCUUUUCAGUAUGGAGAUUUUUGAGUGGCGUAACCACAGACGCAAUUCAGCAGCACCGCAAACUUCUAUCCAAGUGGUUCAGUUGUUUACCCAGUGAAGAGCGACACUUUGGCCCAUCAUUUGCAAUAGAUUCCAUUCAUGUGGAUCCUGUGAUCCGUGAGAGCUCCCUAGAGGAGACUUUGCGCCCCCUGUCUGACCUCUCAAUACAGAGUCAGUUGCAAAGCCCACUCUGCCCCAGGAGUAUAUCUGUGUGUCAGCUCUUUCGUCCUAAUGCCUCUGGGCAGCAAGUUCGGAGUGUGGUUCUGUAUGGGACUGUGGGUACUGGUAAGAGUACCAUGAUUCGGAAAAUGAUUUUGGACUGGUGCCAUGGACGCAAUACUGAAUUCCAGCUGAUCAUCCCUCUGUCCUGUGAAGAUCUGUCCCAAGUCAAAGCACCAAUCUCAUUGUCAAAACUCAUCACCAGAAAGUAUCUUCAUCUGAAAAAUCUAAUUCCAACCCUGUCCCAACACUCUAGGGUUCUUUUUAUACUUAACAGUUUGGAAUGGAUGGACCUGGACUUCAGGAUGGCAACAACGGAGCUAUGCAGUGACCCAGAUGAACCCUUACCACCCUCUGCCAUCAUUGUGAACUUACUGAGAGGAUACCUUCUACCAGAAGCCAAGGUGUUGGUUACCACCCGUCCGUCUGCUCUGAGACGCAUCCCUGGUAAAUACAUUGGACGUUAUGCAGAAAUUUGUGGAUUUUCAGACAUGGAGCUUCAGAAGAUGUAUUUUCACUUGCGUUUGGGUCACAAAGAUGCUGAUCCUAAGGAGACUGAGAAUCUGGCAGAGAUGUUAUUCCGCAAUUUAGAACACCACAGCCAGUUGUCUGCUGCCUGUUUCCUGCCCUCAUACUGCUGGCUCACCUGUGCCACUUUACACCUUUUGUACUACACCAAGCCUGGUGACUCCCCCAGAACUUUAACUGGCAUUUAUACCAGUUUUCUACGACUCAACUUUGCUGGAGAGGUGCUAGAUAUUACACAUCCCUCCAAAAUCUCUCUCAUGCGGUAUGUGGCACGCACAGUGGGUAAAUUGGCAUUUGAGGGCUGCCGUUCAAGACGUAUGCAAUUCACAGAAGCUGACCUCAUACGCUGUUUCCAAGUGCAGCUGAAUAGUGAGGAGGAGCUAAACCUCCUUGAUGUCUUCCGUGCAGAUGCUUUUCGCUUUUUUUUGACACCAUCAUUCCAUCCAGAUAAGGAGACACUCUUUACUUUUACCAUACCUGCCAUGCAAGAGUACCUGGCUGCAUUGUAUGUGGUGCUAGGAGAGAACAAAACUGCCCUUCAGCGUAUUGGAAGGGAAGUAUCUGAUAUCAUAAGUAAAGCAGGGGAGGAUGUUGUUGCAGUGGUCAAUGUUCUAUCCAAAUUCCUUCCCCUCAGAGUCUUUGCUCUCUUUAACCUUUUGCGUGUUGUACCUAAGCUUUUUGGAAGAGUUAGUGGAAUGAGUCGCGAAAACAUUGCCCAAACAAUGACUGUGGAAAUGUUUAGAGAGGAGGAUGCUUUCAAUGAUGAUGUUUUAGACCAGAUCAAUUCCAGUAUCCUGGGUAUUGAAGGACCAUUGCAGAUGCCUAAUGAAGAAGAGAUGAGCAAGCAAGAGGCAUUUGAAUUGUUCCCCAUCUUUAUGGCUGGUCUGCUAUCCAGACAAAACCGCAUCAUGUUGGACCAGUUAGGCUGCUCAAUCAUGAACUUGUCAGCACUGGAGAUCAUUCGAGCACUAAAGAAACACCUGUUGCGUAGCAGCCUGAAAAAAUUACCACCAUCUGAGCUCAUGGACUUUCUCUUUUUCCUGUAUGAAUUCCAGAAUGAGGAGUUCACUGCUGGGCUGGUCACCUCACUGAGAUCUCUGGAUAUUUCUACUGUGCGAAUGACUCCCCUUAAGUGCUUUGUGGUAGAAAAUGUAAUGGGUAACUUGGUAAAACCUCUGGAAGAGUUUAAUCUAAGUUCUUGUCACCUGGAUCCAGAUGCCAUACAUACCCUAGCCCCAGUCCUGAGGAGAUGCAAAAACGUCAAUUUACAGAUGAACUCUCUUGGCCCAGACUCCUGCAAAGCUCUACAAGAUGUCUUGUUACAUCCCGACUGUGCUAUUACAAAUCUAAGGUUAUGUAAUAAUCCCCUGACUCCAGAGGGUGCUCGUUUAAUAGCAGAAGCAUUGGCAAGAAACCACUCUUUGACGCAUCUCUCUCUUCUGCACACCGAUGUGAGGGAUGAAGGGGCAGAGUUUUUAGCACAUCACCUAGGGAACAACCAACACCUUAAAGAGCUGAAUCUGGCAUAUAAUGGGAUCCAUGAUCAGGCUGCGCUGAGACUAGGGGAAGAGGCUGCCCGUCACCCCACUCUUAGCCGAGUGCAUCUUUACUUUAAUGAACUGUCAGAUGAAGGCCUCCGCUCCCUCCAAUCUCUAGGUGGUGUCAGAGUGUUGGUUUCUCUCACGGAGGGGACAGAUCCUCCCGCCAUUGGCCUUGAUUCUUCGGGAACUUCGAACCCAAUGCUGGUGGCUGGGAUCAUGCCAAGAUUAGUGCCCAUCUCACACUGUUACUUCCGAGACCUGCAAAGUAGCCGGGCACUCACUGGGAAACAUGCUACGGAAAAUUAGACUCCUGCGUGUAGAAAGAAAAGUCAAAAGCAUGCUGGGUCGUAUUCAGAAGGGAGAGCUCUGAUUCUAGUUGUGUGUGCGCCACACUGUAUAUUAUUGGGGAAUGAUCCAGGGACCGAGUGUGUGAUUGCAUGCAAGUGCGCAGCUGUUAAUUUAC
Messenger RNA from Bombina bombina (fire-bellied toad), 3155 nucleotides. It is a transcript of the gene NLRX1, whose product is annotated as NLR family member X1. The transcript is spliced from 9 exons. The record is from RefSeq and is a predicted model, not a curated record. Gene Ontology annotation, cellular component: mitochondrion. NCBI's taxonomy places the organism in Eukaryota, Metazoa, Chordata, Amphibia, Anura, Bombinatoridae. The coding region runs from base 158 to 2998 and encodes 946 amino acids. Gene Ontology annotation, biological process: negative regulation of canonical NF-kappaB signal transduction. Gene Ontology annotation, molecular function: protein binding.